AUGACUCGGUACGGGGGCCUGGGCCGGACGCGCCCCAAGAAGCUCACUUCCAAGGCCUCCAUUCCCAUCGUUCGUGAGGAGGAAAUUGAUGUCUUAGACGAGGACAUCCAAAACCACCAACAGAUAGAGACUGGUGUCGAAAAAGCUGAGGAAUCGGAAUUUCACUUGCAAGUCGCAAUCAAUCUGACUGCGCAGGGCAAAGUCAACGACGCGCAUAUUCCUACCCCCGAAACCAUCCUCAGUAACCUACGAUAUGACGAACUCUACCCGCCGCUCUUUUCGCAACCAGCGACAUACAUCCGCUCCUCGGCUACGGUCGAGGAUUGCUGUGGAUGCCCGUAUAACAUGACAGAGGAAGAUGAUGUUUUCCUCAAAAUCUUCAACCAGAAGAAUGGCGCGUCAACGCCUUGCUCCGAGGAUAAUUUCGAAGCCACCAUGAACUUUUUUGAGGAGACGGCGCAGGCCAAGCAACCCUUUGCAGCGGUUGAUAACCCACCGGUCCUGACCUUCGCGGAGAUGGAGGAGUCUAUGGACUCUACCGUAGAGGAAGCUGUAAAGCACUUCGCCAAACACAUUUAUCCCCAUUGGAAGUCCCGUCGGACCGCGGCGAACAACAAUUCGCUGGAACCCAGCCUCAAGUUCGAAACCGGUCAAGACACCGACGAUAGUGAUCCAUACGUCUGUUUCCGCCGACGUGAAGUGCGCCAGAUCCGUAAAACUCGUGGCCGCGAUGCCCAGAGUGUUGAGAAGCUGCGCCGAUUGCGGAAAGAGCUUGAAGAUGCUCGGCAGGUUGUCGCAUUGGUGCGUCAACGCGAAGUGGCCCGAAAGGAGAUGCUGUCAAUGGAGCGGACUCUCUUCUUGCAGCGAGCCGAGGUCAGGGAGAUGAAGCGCAAGUUGAACAUAAAGGACGACGACGAGGAUCUUAUCAACCAGAAGCCAAAGAAGAAGCAACUGGAGAUCCCUCCUGGUCAACGUCCAAAUAUACCUCAACUCCGCUUGCCGCUCAAGGCAGGCAUGUCAGGCGCAGAGGACCUGCAAUUGCUGGAAGAUGUUCAGGCCGAGAAGGAGAACGAAAUCUUGCGCGAUAUCAAGGCGAACAUCACCAAGCAUAUCAAGUGGAACGAGGGUUAUGUAGAUCAUACCCGAGCACCACUUUCUCCACCUCCCGAGAGGACGUUCGAUGUUGCUGCAUUCCGACCUGCCUUCACCGCACAAUUACCCACACCACCAUCAUCAGAGUCAUCUGGCGAUAUGGACACAAUAGAUGUCACCAGCCCUCUGUUCUCUCGAGACAAAAUUGCUUCGCGGGCCCUCGAAAUGCACGAGGAGCCGCAUCGAAUGCCUUCAUUCCGUAGACGUGUCGGACGAGGUGGUCGGCUGAUGAUCGACCGCCGGAACUUCGCAGCGCGCUGUAAGAUUGAAAUGGAUCCCAUCAAAACCGAUCGUUUCAAGUUCGACCAAGAAGACUCCGACGAGGAGCCCGUCUAUGAGACAGACGGGUAUAGCAUCCAGAUCAUGCAGCACCGAGCCAUCACCAUGGCGAAAGCCCGUGAACAGGCCGCAGUGGCUGCCCAGGCUCAUGCGCAGGCGCAAGCUCAGGCAGUCCAGGCCCAGGCCCAACAACGGCGAUUGCAAGGCGACCAACCUGGGAACCCGGGAGCACCUCCUGCGCCUAGUGUUGUAGCUGCUUCGUCGGAGGCCUGA
Messenger RNA from Penicillium odoratum, 1704 nucleotides. RefSeq lists its product as uncharacterized. Lineage: Eukaryota; Fungi; Ascomycota; Eurotiomycetes; Eurotiales; Aspergillaceae. Gene Ontology annotation, biological process: regulation of transcription by RNA polymerase II. Gene Ontology annotation, cellular component: piccolo histone acetyltransferase complex. Bases 1 to 1704 code for a protein of 567 amino acids. The record is from RefSeq and is a predicted model, not a curated record. The transcript has 4 exons.